Cololabis saira (Pacific saury) is the source of this 2265-nucleotide messenger RNA. RefSeq lists its product as uncharacterized. Gene Ontology annotation, molecular function: oxidoreductase activity, acting on paired donors, with incorporation or reduction of molecular oxygen, reduced ascorbate as one donor, and incorporation of one atom of oxygen. The record is from RefSeq and is a predicted model, not a curated record. The transcript has 13 exons. NCBI's taxonomy places the organism in Eukaryota, Metazoa, Chordata, Actinopteri, Beloniformes, Belonidae. Bases 155 to 2170 code for a protein of 671 amino acids.
CGGCAGGAUAAAAGCAGGAAACCUGCAGGAAACCCAUCCGCUGCUUGUUAAAAGUGAAACUAGUCAAAAAGUAAAAAGUCAUACUUUUUAAUUUAGGACCAGCUUGGUUCACGUAAUGCUGUAACUCGGCUGUUGGUGGUGAGUUGCAGGACCGAUGGCUGCGUCUCUGUUUGUAUCGUUGUGGCUCUUGAGUAUUGUGAUGGGUCAUGUGACCGGGGUGACACGUGACUGGAGGCUGCGUUCGGCCGUUCCCGGAGACCCGGGUUUCCAUGACAACAGAGCCAGCAGCAUCCCGAGCACACCGCCCGGACCAGAACCAGAACCGGGUGACCUCGCUGCUGCGUUCAAGGUCCCCACCCUGGAUGGGGAGUUUAACUACCAGCCCGGCUCCCUGGAUGGGUCCGUGGUUGUUCACGCCUUCACCAACAAGUCCGGGUUCCUGGAGUCUCUGUGGAGCUGCCCGUCCUCCCUGUCCUCGCUGGUGCAGGACCUGCCGGGCAGCACCAGCCUGCUCUUCCUGUCCCUGGACGACUCGGCGGCCAGUGAUGCUCUGUGGAUGAGGGAGCAGCUGCAGCGGGCCGCCCUGCGAAGCAAUAAAAAGGAGGUUCUGACCCGGCUGCACUUCUCUCCGGUGCCCGUCUUUGCUCUCGGUAACUGGAUCCCCAACAUCCUUUAUUACUGGGGCUGCAAGGGGCACAACUGUGGUCUCUCCCAGGCUGCUUUCACCUCUGACGGCUGGAAAAUACCCAUCAUUGUCAAGAGACUGGAUGCCAGGUAUGAUUGGCUCAUGGCACGCUGGGGUUCAAAUUCCCAGCGGCUGGUGGACGCUGGAGACGGGUGCAAGCCCUGGCCCGCGGUGGCGGGUGCCGUGGCCUGGGUCUCCGACGGCAACUGCUCCUUCUUCACUAAGGUUCAGAACAUGGCCAAAUCCAACGCCUCUGGGGUCCUUGUCUUUUCCCUCCCUGGUAAUCCGAUCCAGGACAUGAAUUGCAUCGAGGAUGAGUGUAACACUCCGCUCAACAUCCCCGCUGCCAUGGUGCACCAGGAGGCGUCCGUCGCCCAGGCGCUUCUCUUGAAGCAGGUGGUGAGCGUUUCUUUCCAGACCACCCCGUCUCCAAACUUCUUCUUUGCCGUUGACCAUCAGGGGGCGCUAGCUGAGAUGGGCUGGUUCCUUUACCCGACCUUCAGCUUCAUCAACUGGCAGGCCCAGUGGUUUGAUUUCUCUGCUGAUCUGCAGACCAAACUCCAAAGUCCUGCAAAAGUUGUGUCUGUGUUUGACAAAGUCCAAAUGCAGGGAGAGAAAGGAGCCGUGGCCACAGUCGACCUGCCUUCAGACUUGUGGGACUUUGACACUCUGGAGCUGGAUGCGUCUCUGUCGUGUCCCGGCAGGAGAGACUCGUCCUGCGCUGUGUGGGAUCACACGGUGCAGCUGUUUGUGUGCUGCGAUCAGCUCGGCCCGUACUGCAACACGGAGCUGGGCCGAUGGAUCACAGCCUUCCGCAGAGGUAUCGGCCGCUGGCUGACGGACGUGUCCCCUCUGAUGCCGCUGCUGGACACCAACAGAUGCACCUUCACCAUGAAGACGGUGCCGUGGGCGAAGCCGUGGAUCGUCUCCCUCAACCUGAGGUUCAGCGCCAACAAUCAGACAGCAGGUGGUUUGGAGAAGGUGGAGAAGUUUCGGCCCUUCAGGGUGGAGUCUUUGUUCACCGGGGGGACCUUCGACAAAGACUACAACAAGAGGUACCGGCCCAUGAAGUUCCCCAUGCCGCCGUCGACCAGGAAGGUGGAGCUGUACGCCGUCAUCACGGGACACGGCAGCGACGAGAACGGCUGUGGAGAGUUUUGUGUUACCUCCCAUCACUUCCUAAUCAACGCCGUUUACAACAACACGCGGAUAUUUGAUUCGGCAGGAACGGCUCUGGGCUGCACAAAGCGGGUGAAAGAGGGCGCGGUACCGAAUGAACAUGGCACGUGGCUGUACGGACGCGGAGGCUGGUGUGAUGGACUACAGGUCAGUCCCUGGAGGAUCGACAUCACCAAACAGCUGGACUUUGCCGGCGUUGGGUCCAACACCGUCAUCUACUUUGGCUUGUUUGACGGCCGAGAUCCUAAUCCAUCUCAGCAGCCGGGAAACAUCAUCAUGUCUUCGUUUCUCAUCUUCUACAAGUGAUGCUGCUCUCUAAAAUGAUGUUUUUAAACUGCUGGGUAAGGGAAUGUCACAGACUGUGUAAAAUUAAUCAAAGAUUAAAUUUUUCUAUUUUCUGA